Molecule: messenger RNA, 3594 nt
Organism: Octopus sinensis (East Asian common octopus)
Lineage: Eukaryota; Metazoa; Mollusca; Cephalopoda; Octopoda; Octopodidae
Product: protein inturned-like
Exons: 18
Coding region: 189-2714 (841 amino acids)
Biological process (GO): vesicle-mediated transport; nervous system development; establishment of planar polarity
Cellular component (GO): cytoplasm; cilium
Molecular function (GO): protein binding
Source: RefSeq, a predicted model, not a curated record
UAGCUUGUGUUGUUGUUAGCCAGUUUUUUGAUCGUUCAUUUUAGUCGUUGGACGGAUUAAUUAAGCAAAGCAGACUACCUGGUUUAUUAUUUUUCUGUUUUCGUUUGGAAGAAAAAUACUCAAGUGUUGUUCUAUUAAUGAUUUUUUUUACCUUUCCGAUGUCUUAAAGUACACUUUUCAUAACAAUUAUGUCUGAUGGUUAUUACCAGAGUGCUGCCCCGAGAACCGCACGAAAGAAAGAUUACUUCUGUCCUGUGUGGUCUUAUCAUAUUGGUGUGCAGGGAGAAAUUUUUUUCGUAGAAGCAGCUGAAAAACAUGGACACUACAGUGAAAAUAUACAACCAGCCUCCAACUCUUCUAUCAAUGUCAGUAAGUCUAAGCUUCCUCACAGCCAAGAUAACAACUCUGACAGUCAAAGCCAAAACCUGUCCAGUUACUCAGAAAGUAUCAACACUUCAAAGUUUGAAACUGAAAAAAGUAAAAACGAAAGUGAAGUCUUCUUGCUGCCGGUACCUUGUGAGAAGAACUCUAGUGAACUCACUGAUGUUGAAUAUUUCGAAAAGCUCUUCGGAAUUGUACUCUGCAGCUAUAAUGUCAAGUCAGCUCUUGUGGAGAAUACUGAUGGUGAUGAAAAGUAUAGAGACAAGAAAAAGUUGAUAGUACAGAAAGUAAUAAUUGGAAGCCAGGCUCAGAGGUCACAUAAGAUACAUAAAGGUGAUAUGUUGCUAGCAAUUGAUGACAGAGAAGUCUCUUGGAGUAAAUUAGGAGCAACCUUGAAGAGUCUCAAGAAACAAGUUCCAAUUAAACUCACUUUCCAAAAUCCUGUUGUUGUUGGAUCUACAAAUAACAACUCUGUUGGUGGAAUGCGCUUACCAUUUUGUGAAAAUGUCAUGCUGGCUGCUAGUGGUGAAGAUUUCUCAUCAUUGGUAGAGCUGCUUGACAUGUACAAAUGCAAACUCUUAUGUCUUUCACUGGACAUUGUUCAAAGUGAUUUAGAUUUUGGUCAGGAGAUCAUAUAUGAGUUUCCAUUCCAUAAUGAUAAAGUCAGUCAUGUGAGAGGAAUGUUCAUCACCCUGAAUAAAGUACUGGAAGAAAUUGUUCAAAGCCAAACACAGUGUUCAAAUCUGGUGUACCAUCAUCAGCUGAUCAACGUAUCAUAUUACAAAGACGACAACAGUACCCUUUUGUUAGUGCUGCCAACAGAUUUAUUUCCAGAAUACGUUACAAGUUUUGUAUUGAAGAAUUUGGUCCACGUAUUAGCUUUGCUUUUUGGAAAUCCAAUCAGACCUUUCAAAGACCCUCAACUUCAUGUACAGUUAAACCAGAUUCUAGCACUUCUCUUCUAUGGUUUGGCACCGAUUCUUCAUGGAAAAUCAACUAUUACUAUGACUUCAAUUACAAAUGGUUGCUUUGAAGCUCGUUGGCUGUUCUUAGAAGAAGAAAUAAAGUUGAUGUUUGAUGAAAUACUUAGUAGCUUCGAAUCUGGAGAUUUUGUUUCUCAACAAGAUCUAAUCUCUUCCAGACGACAGUUUUGUAUAACUGGAUCUUGUUUAAUAUUCAAGGGCCAUGUAAUAUGCAGUCACUUGGAAACAUCGGAUUUGCUUGACGCUUGGCUCCUAUGCCAAAGCCUUGGAUUGGUGUCUUUCAGCCAGGAACAUAAUUUCAGCGAAUUAAUUGUUUGGCAUGAAGUUUUCUUAUCGCGUCUUCAAAACGCUAAUGAAAUGCUGUUGCCUGCAGGAUACAAUCGGAAACCAGAGAAAUGUUUUAUUUUCAUUGUUGGGCAGAAACAAUCUCUAAUAUGCUGCAUAUUUGAAAGUAAAAAUAGUCAAGAAAAAGCUGCCCCUUUAUUGCCCGACCUGCCUCUGGUAAACCAAGCUAAAACAGCCCUUCAGCAGAUGGAAAAUGUAAAUUUAUUUAAAUCCUGUGAUUCCAGGUUGCGUUCUACCAAAGAUUCUCUUCUUGGUGAUCCUGAUGUAUUCCUUGUGUAUUUGGAAAGUUCUAAGGUAGCAAAGAUGGAAAAUACUGGACAUUUUGUGCUACAAAGUUCUCAUACUAGUUUGGGUGGUUCUGAAGACCAUGUUCGCAAUGAUGGAAAAUAUCCAGAAAUGUCUACUCCUCUAGGAAGUCAGAUGUCAGUCAAUUCCAACGAUUCUUUAGCAAGUGGCACUAACGACAAGGGAAGAUUUAUCUCUUUUAAUGGAAUAUUUGAUAUGUCUUUCUUGAACCAGUCUUUGGGAAGUGGUUCAAAGGCUCAAGUAACUCAAGGAAUUGAUAUUAGGAAAGUUAAAGAAGUAAACAAUGUCCUGUUCCACUAUAUGUGCAUUGACAAACUGCAAGGUAUAUAUGUGGAUUCAGACAGACAAUAUAACCGAAGUACGCUCAGCAAACAGAUUCUGGACAACUUCAACCGCUGCUCUCUGCAAAUACAUGCUAUUUUUGAGAAGUCGAAAAAGAAAGCGAACGCGAAGAGGAAGAAUCCGUCACGAAGCGUUGGAAAAUUAAUGAAGAAUUACAUCCGUGAACAUGGAGUCCUUUUCAACUGUAUUGUACAAAGCUCAAGCAACAGUAAGAUGCAUGCUGUUCUCUCCUAUUGGGUUGUUGGACGUUUGUUUACGGAGCCAGUCGAGAAAGAAAUAUAUGUAUGUUAUCAUGAUUCAGUGGAGCCGAAUUUAGUUGAACUUGCUUACCAAAUGAGCUUCAGCGUUGUCGCUUGAAGGAAGUAUAUAAGAUAAUGGUAUGGAAAUAUUGAAUACAGUGAUUUUUAAGACACAGAAACGUUUUUGAGUAACGUUCACUUUGUUUUCAAGCAAGCUGUCGUGAAUGCAUCAUGUGGACUUGAGUUAAAAUUGAAUGCCGAGGAUUUGAUAUUUUUCUGAACAUAUCACAUAAUUUAGAUCAACAUUGGUUCGCCAGACUGAGGCUGUUGUGAAAAUGUAAUGUACUGGAAUUUUCUGAGUAAAAGUUAAGUGCGAUAAAGCAGGGCUCCAUAUGCACAGAGGGACCUACUUAUCUGUUAUCAUCUUAAUACAGAACAAAAUAACUGGUUGUGGCUGUUUCGAAGCUGGAGAUUUGGCAACGUUGACUGGACAUUCAAUCUGUUUUUAUUACAAUACGCUUUGGAACUUGAGGGAAACACACACACACAUGCAUAUGUUCGUGCACGCAGAAAUAUCCAUAUACAUAUAUAAAAAGGGACAUACAUUUCGCAUACAGAGAACCCUUUGACGUUUACACAUAUAUAAACAGAAGAAGAAGAAGAAGAAGGGGAGAGAGAGAGAGAGAGAGAGAGAGAGAGAGAGAGUAUUAAAACAUCUGAAGUGAAAUAAACUGCAUUAAAUCAGCAACAUUAAAUAAGCGACGCUAAAGCAGUUGUGUCAAUCGUCUCAUACCAACUGCAAUAAAAGUUGUGUGAAAAUCCGAUGAACAUCGCCAUUAAGUAAAUGAUCAUAAAAAGUAUCAGAAAUAAAUGACGGACCGGGACCUUAAUAUACUUACCUGAAUUGCUCUAAAUAUAUCCAAACUGUAUCAGAUUACAGGAUUUUCUUCAUUCUCAUACACAUGAAUGCACACAGAUAAAACAUUGAGCCAUGCAGG